UGCAAUUGGAGCGACAAAAGAGGCUACAUCUGUAUUUAUAAAAUUGAAACUAACAAAAUGUCCCUAAACUUUCGGUAUCAUGUUUUGAAAAGCGUCAAGCCAUACACCAUAUACAUUCCACAAUUAAGUAAAUCAACAUUACGCGUCUUAAUACAAGUUUCGGUACACUAUAUCGAAACAAAAAAAUCAUCACCUGACGUUUUGGAACUUGCAAUAAAUAAACUUAAAAAUGCAGGCCACGAAGUGCCUAAGAACUUUUGUGAACUGUUUACUAUGGUGCUGUUGAUAAUGCAAAUCUAUUUACGCUGUCCAAAAGGUGUGGUCAAGGAGCAAGAACUGCGGCAGUGCUUAAUUGACGAUUUGUGCUUCACAGAUGCUUGCGCUGACGAUUUGACCAAGGUGCUGAUUAACCACCGUACGACGCUUAGUAGAAAUUUUGCUGAAACCAAAAUGGAAAGACCAAAAAUGUUGGACAUGCAAUGGCGGAUAAAUAUUUCCUUGGGCUCAACAAUGGCCCAGCUGGAUAAGCCCACAAUUGUAUUGCAUUUUAAAUUGAAUAAUGGCGAACAUCGUACUUUAGAGCUGCCUUUGUCAAUGUUUCAACGUUUGCGAUUUAAUGUUGCUACGAUGCUUAGCGAGCUGCAAUCCUUGCAGAAUCGUCCUGUUUUAAAACAGUUUUAGAUAUGAGUAAUUUAAGUUAUAGGCAGUAUGGUUAAUUAUGUAUUUGAUUUAUACUAUACUUAUGU
Molecule: messenger RNA, 746 nt
Organism: Drosophila arizonae
Lineage: Eukaryota; Metazoa; Arthropoda; Insecta; Diptera; Drosophilidae
Gene: LSm-4
Product: COMM domain containing 5 Like Sm protein 4
Cellular component (GO): nucleus
Source: RefSeq, a predicted model, not a curated record